Messenger RNA from Alligator mississippiensis (American alligator), 955 nucleotides. RefSeq names its product ORMDL sphingolipid biosynthesis regulator 2 (gene ORMDL2). Gene Ontology annotation, cellular component: endoplasmic reticulum membrane. The coding region runs from base 141 to 602 and encodes 153 amino acids. The record is from RefSeq and is a predicted model, not a curated record. The transcript has 4 exons. Gene Ontology annotation, biological process: intracellular sphingolipid homeostasis; negative regulation of ceramide biosynthetic process; ceramide metabolic process. Lineage: Eukaryota; Metazoa; Chordata; Crocodylia; Alligatoridae.
UGGCACAGGGGCGGGCGCAGGCACUUCCUGGAGACGGAGCCCGGCAUUGGGGGAUUCCGGUAACCGGCGCGGCGCCGCCAGCUCGCUGGAGGGGAUCGGUCGCGCCCAGACCGGGCGAGAGCCGAGGGGCCUCGUGCAGGAUGAACGUGGGGGUGGCGCACAGCGAGGGGAACCCCAACACGCGCGUGAUGAACAGCCGCGGCAUCUGGCUGGCCUACGGGAUCCUGGUGGGCGUCCUCCACAUCGUCCUCCUCAGCAUCCCCUUCUUCAGCAUCCCCGUGGUGUGGACCCUCACCAACGUCAUCCACAACCUGGCCAUGUACUGGCUGCUGCACACCGUGAAGGGGACCCCGUUCGAGACGCCGGACCAGGGCAAGGCCCGUCUCCUCACCCACUGGGAGCAGAUCGAUUACGGCACCCAGUGCACCUCUUCCCGCAAGUUCCUCAGCAUCUCGCCAGUAGUCCUUUACCUCCUCACCAGCUUCUACACCAAAUACGACCCUGCGCACUUCAUCAUUAACACAGCCUCGCUGCUCAGUGUCUUGCUCCCCAAGCUGCCUCAGUUCCACGGGGUGCGCAUCUUUGGCAUCAACAAGUACUGAGACCCAGCCUAACUUCCACAUUGCCGCUGCGGGGAGGGAGCAGGACCAUGUGGACAUCUGGAGCAGCGUGCACUCCGCAGGGAGCAGACGAGGCCAGCGAGGGAGCAGGACUGCCUAGUGCCUGCAGCGCUGCUGUUUGUUGGGGGAAGUUCCUCUCUGAGCCCAAGGCAGCCAAGCUGUCUGAAGCGAGCAGAGUGUGUAAGCUGCGUCUGCACGGCCCCUCUGAGCCAGCUGAACUUCCCAGAGCCACAGGCUGAGGGGAGAACUGCCCAGCUGGUGGAACAGCCACGUUGCCUUGCCCCCCUCCCCCCCUUUUCUAUGUUCCUGCCAUAAUAAAGCCAUUCAGGACACUA